Messenger RNA from Lampris incognitus (smalleye Pacific opah), 1686 nucleotides. Its product is annotated as potassium voltage-gated channel subfamily KQT member 2-like. Gene Ontology annotation, cellular component: membrane. Lineage: Eukaryota; Metazoa; Chordata; Actinopteri; Lampriformes; Lampridae. Bases 1 to 1686 code for a protein of 561 amino acids. The transcript has 15 exons. Gene Ontology annotation, biological process: transmembrane transport; potassium ion transport. Gene Ontology annotation, molecular function: voltage-gated potassium channel activity. The record is from RefSeq and is a predicted model, not a curated record.
AUGGUUCAGAAGUCCCGCAACGGCGGCGUGUACGGCGGCCCCCAGGCCGACCAGAAGAAGCUGAAGGUGGGCUUUGUUGGUCUGGAGGCCGGGGGGCCGGAGUCCAGCCGCGACGGAGCGCUCCUGAUAUCAGGAGAGGACAGUAAACGGGGAUCGAUCCUCAGUAAACAGCGCAGCAGCAUCUCCGGUGGGAAGAAACCUCCGAAGAGGAACGCCCUCUACCGGCGGCUGCAGAACUUCCUUUACAACGUGCUGGAGAGACCGCGGGGCUGGGCCUUUAUUUACCACGCUUAUGUUUUCCUGCUGGUAUUUUCCUGUCUUGUUCUGUCUGUUUUCUCCACCAUAAAGGAGUACGAGACGAGUUCUGAAGAUGCCCUUUAUAUACUGGAAGUUGUAACCAUCGUAGUGUUUGGGGUGGAAUAUAUGGUGAGGAUCUGGGCCGCAGGAUGCUGCUGUCGUUACAGAGGAUGGAGAGGACGGCUCAAAUUUGCCAGAAAACCCUUCUGUGUAAUCGACAUUAUGGUUCUGGUUGCAUCCAUAUCAGUUCUGGCGGCAGGCACACAGGGGAAUGUUUUUGCCACAUCAGCAAUCAGAAGUCUUCGUUUCCUUCAGAUUUUGCGGAUGAUCCGUAUGGACCGCCGAGGAGGGACCUGGAAACUACUGGGCUCAGUUGUCUAUGCUCACAGCAAGGAGCUGAUAACAGCCUGGUACAUUGGUUUUCUGUGUCUGAUCCUGGCCAGUUUCCUGGUUUAUCUGGCAGAAAAAGAGGACAAUAAAGAGUUUGAGACAUACGCUGACGCUCUGUGGUGGGGACUGAUCACGCUGACCACCAUUGGCUAUGGAGACAAGUUUCCGAUAACCUGGAAUGGAAGGCUGUUGGCGGCUACUUUCACUCUCAUUGGAGUCUCUUUCUUCGCUCUACCUGCUGGCAUUCUUGGGUCAGGAUUUGCAUUGAAGGUUCAGGAACAGCACAGACAGAAACACUUUGAGAAGAGACGUAAUCCUGCAGCAGGACUCAUCCAGGCAGCUUGGAGGUUCUACGCAACUAAUCUCACCAGAACUGACCUGACUUCCACCUGGGAACACUACGAGAGAACCAUGUCUGUUCCUAUGUACAGGUUAAUUCCACCACUUAACCAGUUGGAUUUGUUGAGGAACCUCAAAAACAAGUCAGGGCUUUCCUUCAGGAAGGAUGUCCAGCCUGAACCCUCUCCCAGUCAGAAAGUCAGUCUGAAGGAUCGGGUCUUCUCCUCUCCCAGAGGUUCUGCUACCAAAGGAAAAGGGGGGAUCCAGACACAGCCCCUACGGCGGUCUCCGAGUAUUGAACCCAAUCUGGAGGAUAGUCCCAAUAAAGUCCCUAAGAGCUGGAGCUUUGGAGAGCGGUCCAGAACCAGACAAGCCUUCAGGAUCAAAGGAGCUGCUUCCCGCCAAAACUCUGAGGAAGCCAGCCUGCCGGGAGAGGAGCUAGGUGAUGACAACAAGAGCUGCCACUGUGAGUUUGUCCCCCAGGACCUGACCCCUGGGUUAAAGGUCACCAUUAGAGCCAUCUGCAUCAUGCGGUUCAUGGUGUCUAAGAGGAAGUUCAAGGAGAGCCUUCGGCCGUAUGAUGUCAUGGAUGUGAUAGAGCAGUAUUCAGCCGGUCACCUGGACAUGUUGGCCCGCAUCAAGAACCUCCAGUCCAGGUAA